This is a messenger RNA of Chara braunii, 849 nucleotides long. The record is from the annotation of a GenBank genome assembly. Lineage: Eukaryota; Viridiplantae; Streptophyta; Charophyceae; Charales; Characeae.
GUCGCUCAGGGAGAUGAUCGCUCCAGGCUGCUUGGUGAUGCUCACACCCAUYAUUGCGGGUUACCUGUUCGGCGUGUACACGCUAGCAGGUGUUCUUGCGGGCGCCCUGGUUUCCGGAGUGCAGAUGGCCAUCUCCGCCUCCAACACCGGCGGAGCGUGGGACAACGCGAAGAAGUUCAUCGAGGCAGGCAACACGGAGCAGUCACGCGCGCUCGGGCCGAAGGGCUCCGCAUGCCACAAGGCAGCCGUCAUCGGAGACACCGUGGGCGAUCCCCUCAAGGACACGUCGGGCCCAUCUCUCAACAUCCUCAUCAAGCUCAUGGCAGUCGAGUCUCUUGUCUUCGCACCAUUCUUUAAGGAGCAUGGCGGCAUUCUUUUCGGUGGCAACAGUUAGAGCGGUGUUAAUCACCCUGGAGAUUUUUGCUGUUUUGGAGCGUGUCUGCUUUUAGCGAUUUCGGGCUAGGGCACGGAAUCGGCCAGGCAAUCAAAAUACUCUCUUUCCCCGACUUCCUGCCCCCUGGUUACAUUGUAAUCGCUGGCGACGUAACGAAGUUUGGAGGUUGUUAACGUCCUCAACGACGCUCCAAUAUAGUCGGUGCAGGGAAAGGAAUGGCUUUUUUCUCCCCCGAUUUUGAGGAGAUACUAGCCGGCCCAGGUGGAAGGAAAUCUGUUAGCUUAUAAGUUUGUGGCAUUUUUAUUCGUUGACUCACUCGUGCUAUUUGUAGAGUCUCUCUCUCUCGGAGUAGUACCGCCUUUGAAACGUCGUGGUCUGCGUUUAUUGAUUAGUUCCUUGAUCGCUUGCCAUAAGAACAACGGAACAGCAGCGUGCACUGCGGCACAUUUUCAAUG